GCCUCAGUACCAUCCCGAUUGGAUUCAGUGUGAAUUUUGACAAAGUUUAAUUCAGAAAACGACGGUUUUUCCACGAAACUCUGGUUGCCCUUAUCGGUGGGUAUAAAGUUGGCCCCAGUUUCGCGUCGGCGCUCGACCGCAUCCCAGUCGACACAGGCAGUCGAUCUCAGAAGUGAAAAUUUUCGGUAGCUCUAAGGUGCUCGCAGGAAUAUUUCUCCUCGGGAAACAAGAAAAAUCAGCAGCAAAUUUCAUCGAAACUCCUUGAUGACUUUGCAAAGAGACACACUUCGAUGUCUCGGUAGUCUAGAUAAUGCUUAAGCUACCCAAAGGAUUAAAGAAGAAAAAGAAGGGUAAAAAAUCGAAGAAAGAUCAAGAGCUUUUCACCGAGGAGGAGUUAGAGCAGUACCGACGGGAGCACCAAACAUCCGCACUCAAUUCGGCCGCUCCAUCGGACAGCGAGGAUCAUCCGGGCGAGAAGUCGGAGAACGACGAGGAAUGGUCAAAGUUUGCCGCACUUACCACAGGUAUCGACUCAGUGCUUAAGAAAACUCAGGUUGAUCUCGAUCGCAUCAAGGAGAGCUCGUUCUUCCAAAAGGUUCCAACAAAGGUAGAGCUUGAAGCCAAGGAAAAAGAGGAGCGUCUGAAGGAACAGCAACAGCAACAGGAGCAGCAGGAACAGCAAAAGGCUGCCGAGGAGCUCAUCAACGCUGUUGUUGAGCUCUCCGAGUCGGAGCCCAACUCGGAAGCAGAGGAGGACAUCUUUGACACCGAUUAUAUUGAUGCCAUCGCUUCUGGGGAGUUACCGAUCGCGUAUGUGCCAGAGUCACCUGUUUUAGAGUCGUUUGAAGGACCGGAUCCAUUCGAUACAUCGUACGCGGAGAAGAUCAUCAAGGGACCAGAGGUUUCCAAACGUGGCAAGAAGAUUGUUAACAUCGGCGCCGCCGUUGAGGUACUCACAGGCCGCGUAGAGAACGUUUCGACGAAAGCUUCCAUCCGUAGACCACGCCGAGGACCCGAGAAUCUUCUUCUAGAGAGCUUCGACGAGGGUCUACCAGACGGGGAAGAAGCCAAGCCGGUCGUUCAGGAAGCCAAACAACAUUCUAUACUCACUCUUCUAGACGAUCCGGCCGAAGUUUCGGGUGAUGUGCCGAUUGAUUUAAGUGUAUCGUUGCAUUUAGCGUUUCAGAAGGAGCAAGACGACACAAAAGAGGAGCCAAAAUCAGAGUUACAGCUUAACUUUGACGAGUUUGACGAUCUUUGCAAACGCCAGCCAGCGGUUGAAGGGGACAAUUUUGAAUUACUUGUAGGUGAGGUUGAGCCGGAAGCUUGUAAGAAACCAGCUCGCCCGCCACCGCCUCGUCCAGCUACAGGACCACGUAUUGUACCAAACGUCGACGAGGAGGAGUUCGACCUCGAAGAGGACGAUCCAUUCGACACCGGUUUUGUCGAGCGAGUCCUUCCAGCGACCGUCAAAGAGGACGACGACUUUGAUCCGCGCGCCGGUGACGAUUUCCCCCCUCAAAAGGAGGAAGAGGAAGACGAUUUUGACUUCGACCCUCGGGGUGGAGAAGACUCAUCAACUGCGCCAACUCGGGUGAAAACCCCGGAUCUUUUCUCGGCGGAGGAGCAUUCCACCCUACAGAUCGCGAGCUUCCAGGCCAAAGACCUUCUGUCAGGAAGUUGCGUUGAUUUAACUGGCAUCUCUCAAACUCCACUCGAAGUUGCAACAGCUGCGGACGUUGCGGAAGAUAUUGUAGAUCCGUUCGACACAUCGGCCGUUAAUUUGAUUGUUGCACCUGGUAAGACCGAACUCAAGUUCUUGGAAAAAGAGUUCCUUUCAGACGAAGCUGGUGGAUUGAAACAUUCGCUUAGCGAUCCGGACUUUGAUCCACGUGCCGACACCGAACCCGAAUCCAAAGAGCAGCAGGACGACUUUGAUUCUAUCGUUCAGCGCAAGUCAUCGCUGAGUUUGCACAUCAACUCGGCGGCGGCCAAAAACAAGACAGUUCUUUUUGCGGUUCCCACUCCGGAUCUGUUGAAGCUCGACGGGGAUCACUCCGUGACCAAGAAACCACUCACGCCGUAUUACAGCCGGGAGUCCUCUCUUCCGGAGUCGGAGACACUUGAUCCGUUCGAUACUACCUUCGUUCCAAGUAUUGUGCCAUCUCAACUGGAACUUAACCUCAUCGAGAAGGAACUAAACAAUAGCACAGCUCUGAAGCAUAGUUUAUCCGAUCCGGAUUUCGACCCGAGAGCGGACUCUGAGGUAGAAGAGCCUAAACGAGCAGCGCCUAAGUCCGAUCUGCUUGGAACCGACGACAACUACAAUCAAAAAGUCCUAACGCCAGCCCAGGAACUUGAGCCGGAGGACAUCGAUCCGUUUGACACUUCGAUUGCUGUAAACAUUCAACCAGGUCGUGCCGAGCUAAGACUUCUCGAGAACGAAUUCAAUUCCGAAGUACCAGUUGCAAGCAAUCAGGACUUCCUCUCAGAUUCGCAAGACUCCGGUUCCAUUUUUGUGAAGGUUCUCACACCCCAACUAAACAGCGUAGCUGACGAGACUGACAUCGAUCCAUUCGACACUUCGUUCGCAGUCGACUUGGGACCAGGAAGAGCAGAGAUCAAGUUACUAGAGAACGAAUUAAUCGCUCGCGAACACUAA
Molecule: messenger RNA, 2662 nt
Organism: Toxorhynchites rutilus septentrionalis
Lineage: Eukaryota; Metazoa; Arthropoda; Insecta; Diptera; Culicidae
Product: protein stoned-A-like
Exons: 3
Coding region: 311-2662 (783 amino acids)
Source: RefSeq, a predicted model, not a curated record